Molecule: messenger RNA, 6110 nt
Organism: Conger conger (European conger)
Lineage: Eukaryota; Metazoa; Chordata; Actinopteri; Anguilliformes; Congridae
Gene: rap1gapa
Product: RAP1 GTPase activating protein a
Exons: 25
Coding region: 92-2497 (801 amino acids)
Biological process (GO): activation of GTPase activity; regulation of small GTPase mediated signal transduction
Cellular component (GO): cytoplasm
Molecular function (GO): GTPase activator activity; protein binding
Source: RefSeq, a predicted model, not a curated record
GGGAGCGGUGGGAAGCACAGAGUCUGUUCUCUCAGUAAGUCAGCAGAGAGCGGUGACUGGCCUAGCGCAGAGCAGCUCUCCCCUUCCCACCAUGCCUCACCGAAAACGCAGCUUCACAUUCGGAGCCUACGGAGGAGUGGACAAGACCUUCUCCAAGUCCUGGAGUAUCUGGAAGCAGGAUGACGGGGACCCGCCCAUCUCCAGCACACUAGACCCCCUGCAGUCCCCCCCCCCACCUCCGCACACCGCACCUCCGUACCUGAAGACGAAUGAUUUGUUUGAAAUGAUUGAAAGGAUGCAGAGCAACAGAAUGGAUGAGCAGAGAUGCACCCUGCCUCCCCCCCUCAAGACCGAGGAGGACUACAUCCCGUAUCCCAGCGUCCAUGAGGUGCUGGGGCGUAAGAGCCCAUUCCCCCUCAUCCUCCUGCCCCAGUUCGGGGGGUACUGGAUCGAGGGGACCAAUCAUGACGUGAACAGCCCCCCCAACCCGGAUCAGCUCCUGUCCCCGACGUCCCGCGUGAAGCUGGAGUGCAACACCACCGCCAAGAUCUACAGGAAGCACUUCCUGGGGAAGGAGCACUUCAGCUACUACUCCAUGGACAGCAGCCUUGGGCACCUGGUCUUCUCCAUCAAGUACGACGUGAUCGGGGACCAGGAGCACCUGCGUCUAAUGCUCCGGACUAAGUUUAAAACCUACCACGACGUGAUUCCAAUAUCCUGUCUGACGGAGUUCCCGAAUGUGGUCCAGAUGGCCAAGCUCGUGUGUGAGGAGGUGAACGUGGAUCGCUUCUUUCCUGUCCUCUACCCAAAGGCUUCGAGACUCAUCGUGACUUUCGACGAGCACGUCAUCAGCAACAACUUCAAGUUCGGCGUCAUCUACCAGAAGUUUGGGCAGACCUCCGAAGAGGAGCUGUUUGGGAAUAGCGAGGAGAGUCCGGCCUUUGUGGAGUUCCUGGAAUUCCUGGGUCAGAAGAUCGAGCUGCAUGAGUUCAAAGGGUUCCGGGGCGGACUGGAUGUCACUCACGGACAGACGGGAAUGGAGUCGGUGUACCACAACUUCCGCAACAAGGAGAUCAUGUUCCACGUGUCCACCAAGCUGCCCUACACCGAGGGAGACGCCCAGCAGCUCCAGAGGAAGAGACACAUAGGAAAUGACAUCGUGGCCAUCGUGUUCCAGGACCAGAACACGCCCUUCGUGCCCGACAUGAUCGCCUCCAACUUCCUGCACGCCUAUGUGGUGGUGCAGGUGGAGAGCCCAUGCACCGAGAACGUGCUGUACAAGGUGUCAGUGACAGCACGGGACGAUGUCCCCUUCUUUGGACCGGCCCUCCCCGACCCUGCUGUUUUCAGAAAGGGUCCAGAGCUUCAUGAGUUCCUCCUGACUAAGCUCAUCAAUGCUGAGUAUGCCUGUUACAAAGCUGACAAGUUUGCCAAACUGGAGGAGCGCACUCGGACAGCCCUGCUGGAGACUCUGUAUGAGGAGCUGCACAUUCACAGCCAGGCCAUGAUGGGUCUGGGGGGGGGCGAGGAGGACCGGCUGGAGAACGGGGGCGGAGGGGGCGGGGGCUUCUUUGAGUCCUUCAAGCGGGUGAUCCGCAGCAGGAGCCAAUCAAUGGACGCCAUGGGCCAUGCUAACAAGAAGCCAAUCUCAGUGGCCACUAGCCAAUCCGGCAGCUUUUCUCUGGCCCCGGCAGAGACCCCCAAAACCCCCGGGAUAUCCCUGCUUGUCCCAGGGAAAAGUCCCAGUAAAUAUGGACGGCGUGGGAGUGCCAUAGGGAUAGGAACGAUAGAAGAGUCCUUGAUCAUUCCGGGGAAAAGUCCGACCCGGAAGAAGUCCGGUCCCUUCAGCUCGAGACGCAGCAGUGCCAUCGGGAUCGAGAACAUCCAGGAGGUCCAGGAGAGGAGCAGAGAGUGCUCCCCCAGCACACAGAAGGCCCAGGACAGCGGCCACGCCUCCCAGGACCCCAAAUCUGAGAACUCAUCCAAUCAGAGCUCACCUGAGGUGCCCACCACAAAGAACAGUUCUGCUGUGUGCUGCAGGGCUCCUUCCAUCCCUGAAGGUCAUGACCUCUCCCGCUCCUCCUCCAACGCCAGCAGCUUCGCCAGUGUGGUGGAGGAGAACGAGACGGAGGAGUACGACACCGGCAUGGAGAGUCUCUCCUCUGCAGGGACUCCACACAAGCGUGACUCCUUCACCUACAGCACCUGGCUGGAGGACAGCAUGAGCAGUGCCAGUACGGCCAGCAGGGGGGGCUCUCCAGCGUCCAGCAGACCCCCCCACCCUGAGGGAGGCAAAGGCCCUGACCCGUCCCGCUCCGAGAUCCGGAUCAAACUGGAGCGGCCCCAGGACCAGAAGUCCUCAUCGCUUUCCCAUAAGAAACACCUGCUGCAGGAGACGAGGCGAGCGCGCAUCUUCGGCACCACCGAAGGCGAGGAGGAGGAGGAGGAGGAGGAGGAGGAGGGUGAGGCAGACCCCGGCGAGGAGCAGGGUCCCUGAGCCCCGCGGACAGACUGUGAACGCACACCCCCGCCGCCCUCCACGCACCACCCAGAGAACUACAUAUCCCAGCAGGCCGAGUGCAGCGGGGGAGGGGAGGGGAGGGGGGAGGGGCCACACCUGCACUGUGAUCGUUUUAUUUUUCCUCCGUCCGCUUUCGUUCGCAUGUUCGCGCGACCGUUCGUUCGCUUGCUCGUUCGUUCUGCCCUCCCCUCCUUCCUUUCGACCCAACACGCCCCUUCCCUGGAACGAACGCACUUUUUAACAUUUACGUUUUACUCCGUCCGUCGGUGGAAGUUCUUUUUUGUGUGGUGUAGGUGCCAGUGGAUACACUUCGUCAACGUUGUGAUUUUUAUCAGGAAGCGUCGAGCGUACGGGUGACAGGUCACACGGGGUAGAGCAACCACGCCACUGGAAGCCACCUGGAGACUUUCCGUCCAAUCGUAGCAGCCUGCGCGUGAUUGGCUGUUAGACGUGGAGCGGUCAGGUCCCAAGAGCCGCGAGGGAUGACAUCACCAGUCCGGUUCGACUCCGUUUAUGGCCAAUAACCGUUACCACCCAAAUACAGCCCUGUGUGUAUCUCCUGAUUAGCGUUACUGUAGUUGUAACUGGUACCAAUAAUGUUGGGUAUCAUUUAUUCACAAGUGAAUGUCAUCAUUAUCUGUCUCCUGAAGAGAGGGGAUUAGGGCAGAAACCUACGUAUCGAUCCGGUCCGUAGAGGAAAACGUGUGAAAUUGCCCUCACCCAUACGGUACAAUGAUGUAAGCCUUACUGUGUUCACUAAACCUUGGGCUCGAUGACAUUGAACACGCAGCCACACUCAGCCACACACGUGUACAGAGGCUGCUUGUGUGUCACACUGGACAGGUUUAUGGGGGUGUCAUUUGGGGGGGUGUUCGGUUAAACAGCCCAAUCAUACACCGCGAGCCAGAUCACGUGACACAACGAAAAUGGAGGAAAUCUCCUGUCCGUGUCAGUUACACUAACCUGCCCUGCUCUCACUAAUCUACCAAAACAGAUUCACCCCAAAAAGUAGUAAGGGUUAUAAUGUGUUCUGAAUAUUCGGGUGAUUUGUACGAGGAUCGCUUGGGCCAGAGCCGUUUUCCCUGAACACGUCCCAGUUUUCAGAUGCCAGUGAAUCAUUCACUCGAACAGAAUGAGGUCUCGACUCAUAACUGGACCCUGCAAACAGAGCUUUAUGGGGAGAACUCUUCUGAACUCUGGCAGCUCUGUUGUCGGGUGAACCGUUGCGGUUUGUAAAGGCGCACACUGAAGCAGGCGUGAUGUGGAGCCGGCCAAUCACAGCGAGCAGGUGUGGGGGAGUGGCUGAGGUGAUUGGUUGACACUAUGUGGGCUGUAGCCACGCCCAUCCUGUGAUGCAGCAGUGCCUGUCGAGACGUGGAUGCCAGGCCAGGGAUCCUACGGUCCAGAGUCACUCCUGCUGAGAAUAAGCAAGCGUCUAAACGACUUUGCAUUUUGAAAAAAGUGAAUUGUGUAUUUCAGUUUAAUUACAUGUAUAUUUGAGGAUGUGCAUAUUAUGUGUCACGAUGUUUAUGUUUGUGAUUCUGCGUGAGCUGCAGCUACAGUGGAAAGACUUUUAGAUAAAGGGGCCUUGUGUGUGAUCUACAGACAGGUGUGUGUGUGUGUGUGUGUGUGUGUGAUCUACAGACAGGUGUGUGUGUGUGAUCUACAGACAGGUGUGUGUGUGAUCUACAGACAGGUGUGGUGUGUAAGAUCUACAGACAGAUGUGGUGUGUAAGAUCUACAGACAGAUGUGGUGUGUAAGAUCUACAGACAGAUGUGGUGUAUAUGAUAUACAGAGAGGUGUGUGUGUGAUCUACAGGGAGGUGUGUGUGUGAUCUACAGACAGGUGUGUGUAUAAUCUACAGAGGUGUGGUGUGUGUGUGAUCUACAGAGAGGUGUGCUCAACCAGCCUGCAGCUCCAUGUCAAACCCUAAGGACACAAAUGCUCCUUGGCGAGACGUUCCAUUUCACAGCAGCUAAACUCCAUUAUGGUGGGUUGUGGUGUAUAUUUCCCCAUCUUCUUCUGUGGUCUCUCGCGUCAGUUUGACCUCCAGAGAGGCAAGUGUAACUGUGCGUAUGAUUUGUUGUGCUGUUAUCGAUGGACCUUUCCUUUACUCUGCAUGAAACGUGACCGCCCAAAAUGAGGCCAAAAAAAACAAACCAAGAAACCAAGUAAAAUACUGUGCACUAACAAACAUGAGAUGUAACAUUGAUACUGUGAAGUUCUUUGAGGUUGCCUUUAAAAAAAAAAAAAGUCACUGUCAGCUGCUGCCAUGACGAUGAGCAAGAAAACAGAAGCAAAAAUAAAAUCACCCAAGUAGCAAUCAGUCUGAAUGUAGAACUAAUGUGGUCAUUUUAGCAUUUAAGCCAUAGGGAAAAGAAUAUGUGCAUAUCUUUGGUACCAUAAAAUAUCUGCGGAGAAUUGCCUUGCAUUAUGAAUAUUUUCAACAACAAACAAAAAAAGGUAUAAUUUUGUGAAGAUUGAUUGGGAUGAUAAUUAUUGAUCAUCGGACGUUAUUGAUCGUUUGAUUUCAUGUCCAGCUGUAGAAGUGUGCAUGGAGGUGAGAGAGGAAGAAGAGCUGAGUGCAUGGCGUCUGGGCAGUCUUCAUGCAGCUACGCAGCACCCGUAUGUUUAUAUGACGUGCCGCGUGAUCCUGACGAACCCAUUCAGACGGUGUGCACUUGGACUGAAACCAUUUGUGUGUAAAACAUUUCCCAUUUGAAUACUCGCCUUCAGCGGUUUCCUCUUGCUAUCCGUAAAGUCAUGCGUCUGACCAUUAGUUAAGUUGACGGUGAUCAAAAGGCCUAACACGUGAUCAUAUAAUACUAAGCGUUGUCUUUCAACUAUCACUUUAUCCACUGAAAGCCAAAUGAAACAUUUAAUGCAAUUUCAGAAUGAAUCGUGUCAAAUUAUAGUGGAAGUCUUGACCUUCCGCAUACACAAACGGCAGUGGUAACAGACUAGCAAUAUCAGCGAGCUUAAUCUUCGUCAUGUGAAGCGUCUUGUGCUCGUGUCAUGGAUCUCUUUGGUUUUAACUAGAACGACUGGACCAGGGGUCGGCAACCCUGGUCCUGGAGAGCCGCAGGGUGUGCUGGCUUUCGUCUCCACCUUAAAAUAAGCAACCGAUUCAAACGCAAGAAACCUGGUGAGGUGAGUUAACUGUAAUCAACGGCUUUCAUUGAUCAAUUAAUGCCAAGUAACAACGAAAGCCAGCACACCCUGCGGCUCUCAAGAGUUCGAUCCGCUUAUCGGCCUGUGGCGCCCUCUAGUGUAAAGACCGUGUACAUGGCCAUUCUUUAGUGCUGUAUCUGUUCUCCUGUGUUUUGGUGCGAUAGCUCCAUGUCGACAUAUCCAUUCUGCUGAAGGAACGGCGACUGCUAUUCCGAUUAGCCAAUCCGUCUCCACACUACACUACGCCGUCCUCCAUUCAAAUGAUUGUAUUUGUGUUCUGUUUGAUAUUACAAUGCUGAAGUGUGAGUUCUUGUAUCAAAGUCUUAUUGUAAAUAUUGCUUUAUUUUUUUUCUUUCUUUUGUAAAUACUGCCAGAGGGAAUAAAAACUGGAAUAAAGGAGGUCUGGGUAUCUGACAA